This is a messenger RNA of Periconia digitata, 5406 nucleotides long. The record is from the annotation of a GenBank genome assembly. Lineage: Eukaryota; Fungi; Ascomycota; Dothideomycetes; Pleosporales; Periconiaceae.
CCCAAAUCACGGACCAACUUUUGCUUUGCAACAGACCUAUUACCUGCAGCUUCGACUGUUCAAGACCCCCCGUCUGCAUCAUCUCCAAAAGCAUCAUUUCCCUUUUCCAAUCGGCCGACGGCCGGCGUUUGUCCCUUUGCUCUCGUCUCUUCCCCAACAGCCUCCUGUACCGCACUUCGACCCAGUACCUUCAUCUCGCAACUCUCUCUGGUCUACACGCCACCUCUCAGCGCGCUUGACAACGCACUCACAUCACUCGCCAUGUCCCGUAUACAGCAAGAUCAGUUUGUCGACGAUGACGAAGACGAGUGCUGCCCCCUCUGCGUCGAGGAAUUCGAUUUGUCCGACAAAAACUUUCGCCCAUGUCCCUGUGGCUAUCAGAUAUGCCAGUUCUGCUUCAACAACAUCAAGACCACCAUGAACGGGCUGUGCCCAGCAUGUCGCCGACCCUAUGACGAAUCGACAAUAGAAUGGAAAAACAUCACCCCCGAAGAGAUGAGCAGGCAUAAACAGCAGAUUGCGCAGAAAGCCAAGAAGAACGCGCAGAUGCGGCAAAAGGAAGCCCAGAAAGCCGAAGCCGACUCCCUCAGCCGUAAACAUCUCGCCGGUCUCCGUGUUGUUCAGAAGAACCUCGUAUAUGUUACCGGUCUUACCCCGACAAUACGCGAGGAUCGCUUGUUAGAUACCCUGAGAGGCCCUGAAUACUUUGGACAAUACGGCAAGAUCAUCAAAAUUGUCGUGAGCAAAGCAAGGGAGAAUGCGCAGCAUCAAUCAUCGGUCGGAGUAUACGUUACCUUUGCCCGUAAAGAGGAUGCCGCGCAGUGCAUAAAUGCCGUAGAUGGCUCCCAGAAUGGUGAAAGGACCUUGAGGGCUCAAUAUGGCACAACCAAGUAUUGCUCGGCGUAUCUGCGUGGCGAGCAAUGCAACAAUCGGAACUGCAUGUUCUUGCACGAACCCGGUGAAGACAAUGACAGCUUCACUCGCCAAGACUUGUCCAUGAUGAAUUCCAUACAGACCCAACAACCUGCGCAGUCUUCGACCAGCCGAUCGGCACCACCCGCGCACCAGGGCCCACCAGUUGCUGCUGCCGCCCCUAUGAAUCGCCAGGAUAGCAACGAUGCUUCCAGCCCUAUAGACACCCCUGGACUACCUGCCACGGCCAGCUGGGGAAAUAGAGCGGCUCAAGAACGUCGAGCCAGUCGUUCCACGAAUGCCUCAAACCCCAGUCCAAUGACAACGAACGCUACUCCUGCACCACAAGUUGCCAAGACGAACAAGGGUGAGGAGUCGCAGAAGGCCAAAGAGAAGGAGAAGGAGAAGGAGAAGGAGAAAGCAAAGGAGACGUCGACGCAAACAUCGCAAUCUGCUACCCCACAGCCACAACCACAAACUCAACCCUCACCUGCUCCUCGUCCCCCGAAGCCUUGUCUUCCAGGCUUGGAAAAUUUGCUCAAGAAAAUCAUCAAUACAGACUUCAAAUUCGUAUUCUCUAACAAUGACCUAUCUGAGGAGGACAUGAAGGCUAUCAAGGAAUUCCCCCAAUUGUUGGACCCCAAUGGUGGUGCAAAACGGCGAGCUAAGAAAGAACGUGACGAAGAAUUGGCCGCCCAACGAGAAGCUGAAAUACAAGCCGCGGCGCAACAAUCGCAUGAACCGCAGCAGCAGCAACAACAGUCACUGCCACCUACUGAAACUGAAGAGCACGAAACCACUGCUGGAGGCAGUCUUCAACUUGGCGGAGAACCGGAAGAAUCCCUGCAGACCGGUGCAGGCCUCCAAGCUCAAAAUCAGCAUGCGAUUGCACCACCAGGGCAACCUUCGUUUGGUGGUACCAUCUUCCGACAGAACGCUGAAGAUCUGAGCAACCUUGGAGUAAACAACGGUCGGGGAAUGACCCCACAGCAGCAGCAACAGCAGCAGCAGCAAAUACUGCUUCAGAACUUCAAGUCAGGCCCACAAGCUGGCGGACUCAUGUCGAACUUUCAGAACAAUCAGGCCAGCCAAAUGCACGGUCAGGGGGGUAACCCAUCUGGCCACACCCGGCACACCUCCCGAUUCAGUUUUGCCAAUGAUGGCGCUCCUGGAUCCACUUCUGUUCAACCUGUCGCAAACCAGAAGCUGAUGAACCAACAAAACACCAUGAUGCCAAAGAAUAACAGUCACUUCAACCAACUCUCACAACAUCAAUCACUGGGCGGCCAGUUCUAUACCAGCGGUGUUCAAGGACCUCCACCCGGUUUGAAAGGCACUGGCACACCACCAAUCAGCGGAGGUGGUAUGUUUGGCCAAGGCCAUAAUUUCGCUACCGGCAGUGUGUAUGGCGCAAAUACUGCUGGCAGGAACAACAAUGAUGCAUUGUAUCAGGACUUGAUCCGAGGCAAUGGUGGUGCCAGAGUAGCUGAUGCCGGAAAGCGUGAGUCAAUGUUUCCUUCCUUUCUAAACCAACACCCCACGACCUCUACGCCAGCUCCUGCCCCUGGCCUUCUCAGCUUCCCUUAUGGACCUUCGCCUGGCGCGUACCAGGAGUCUGGUUCGCAAAAGUCUAAGAAAAAGGGAAAGAAGCACAGACAUGCUAACACUUCCUCCUCUGGAGGCGGUGUAGUGGAUGUUCAAGACCCAAGUAUCUUACAGGCGAGGUUGCAUCAAGGGGGUGGGAUGGCCGGACAGGGGCUCUAUGGCCAAGGUCAAGGUGGGUUCUCUUCUCUUAAUAAUUACAACAACUACGGCGGCGCCGGACGGGUUCACGUCAACAUCUCUCGUCGUCUUCGUCAUGGCCAGUCUAUCCAUCUCACCGUCCGAUCGUCGCUGUCCGUUGUUCUACAUAUAUCCCCAGAAGAUCAAAUUUUCAGUCUUGAGGAAGAAGCCUCAAUCAACGUUGAUGCGCUAGUCAACGAUUCUGUUGCUGACCCACAGGGGAAGCCUGCAACCAUUGCGUUGCAAACGGUAGAUUUACCACGGAGAUCAACUCCAACUAUUCCACCCGGGUUCACUGCACCAGCAGUGCCCCAUGCAAUAGGAGCCGAGCAGCUUGCUCGUCCCUUAUCGCGCAGCGCUGGGCCAAUAAUAGCUCCAGCUGUUCCAGUUGUGCCUGUUACACCUGGACAGGCUGCGACAUCAGUGAAGACAAAAAAAUCGAAGAAAGUCGUUGAAACAGCCGAGUCCGCCGACCACAACAAGGACGAUAUCAGUACAAAUGCUGAGUCGCACGCGGUCACUCCUCCUUCGAGCAGCAAGAAGUCCAGCUCUGUCAAAUCAAAGCCUACGCAAGAGAGUCUCAAGAAAACAGUAGAGGUAGCACCAGUGAUAACUACAAAGGAGAACAAGAAGUCUGCUCCGUCUACAUCUAAAGCUACCACUCCCAAGAAGACAGGUGGGGUUAAAGGGGGACAAACUGCAGUCGAUAUUUCGCCGCAGAAAGAUUCGAAGGAUGCCCCAUCUUCUGUGACCACCCCGGCUUCGUCUAAGCGGCAACAUCCUGGCAAAUUAGAUAUUGCGGCGGCUACCAAACCUGCAGAACUUGAACAACCUUCAGUGCCAGGCUGGGUGAAGUCCGAAUCACAGGUGAAGGCGACUCGGACUGCAUCUACCGCACCUAAUGCUUGGACUCCCGGAAGUCCAGCGGCCAUAUCGACAGGGUCACCUGUUAAGAAAACUACAGCUGCUCGGACGCUACGUGUGGUGGCGACGCCUAAGACAGAAAGUCCUUCUCCAUGGUCGGCUGCCUCGACUACGUCUCAUCCGCAGGUACCGACCGUAGAAAAACUUCGCUCAAGACAAGCGAGUAUAGCUUCCGUCAACUUGCCCGGGACGCCCGUAAGCGAGCUCGUGUCCGACACCGCAUCGAUUACGUCUACUUCAAUUUCACGCGCCAACUCUCCCCCUCCUGUGGGUGGUAAAGUUGGCUCGGCUCCAGUCAGGAAAAAGACAAAGUCUCAGCAGAAGAAAGAGCGGCAAGAGAGGGCCCGACAGGAGGAGGAACGUGCGCUGGCUAUGGAAGAGCAUAAGUCGGAGCCAGAGGUUGUUCAAGAGCCGCUUAUGGGCCGCAAGAAGAAGGCGAAGAAGCCUGCGAACAACCCUAAGCCAUUGCAUGUACCUACCAAGGCCCCGCCCCAAUCUCCCAAACCGGUCGAAGUCGAAGAAGUCAACGAGCAAGCAGAACCACCUGAGGCACCUCCUGUGGCAACCAAGAAGCCGCAAAUUCGGAGUUCGACGCCUUUGCGUGUAGACCCUCAUCCACCCCCAGAAUCAAAGGAGAGGCGAGAGACUACCGCGCAGGCUAUUAUUGCCGAUCUUCAAAAGACUGGGGAGCUUAUUGCGUCGACUUUGGAGUUCUUCAAGCCACUCUCGUCGUCGCUUGCACAAUCGUCACGCCCGGUACAAUCUAGUGGGGGCCCUGUGUCCCCUCCGGAUUUGAAGAUGCACCUUUCACCCGCUGAUGUGGAGGCGCUCUCAAAGAAGCAGCCGGUCCGGCUCACUGGAAAUGAUGGAAAAAUAGACUCUAAUACACUCAUCACCCCUCACGGAAAAUUCUUCUGGGGUCUCACGAAGGAACUUGAGGAGAGAGUGCUGGAAUUAGAGAAACACAUCGACAAUUUGAAAGGGCCAGGACGCUUUCAUACUCACAGAGGAUUGUCACAGCAGCAUCGUCUUGCAUCGCAGGCGCUCCCAGCCCUCGCAACCGCUCUUAAAGAAGCCGGUGCAACUCUCAGCAAGAGUAGUGGUCAGCAACUCGAUUCUGCACUUUUGGGAGCAACUGCGCUCCCCUUACCUCCAGUUCAGAACACAUCUGAUCUACCACCGCCGCAAUCUCAAGCACAGCAGCAACAGGCGCCUGCUGAUGCAGGCUCUUACCUCAAUCAAUUCGUCCUGCCAAAGACGGACAGUCCGGUGCCCAAUAGCUCGCGGACGGAAAUGGCAGCCGUUGGCGGCCUACCCGGAUCUGGCACAGCAAAUAUGUCAGUCAAUGUGAAUAAGCUUGCCAAAGCUGCCAGAGCAGUCGCGGAAGGUGGAGCAGUCGGUACAGAGCUCGAGGGAAUGGGCGUUAUGGCAGCCGAUUUACUCGGUGGUGUCUUCGUCCAAGGACUAGAAACACUUGUUGGCGCCGGUUUGGACUUCUCUACCUCUUCUCAAGAUAUCACCCUCGAAGGCAACGGAAAUGUUUCGCUCAAUAGCCGAGGGGUAGAUGUUCAAAACCUAGUCAGCGCGUUCGAAACUGGUGGUGGAUUGAGGGAUCUCACUAGUAGGGGCAUUCUGGGAAGUGGUAAGGGAAGACGGCCUGUGCUUAGCAUGGAUGAAGCUGAACAAGCUAUGCUUGCGGCGAAGAAGGAUCAUGAGGCUCUCGAGAAGAAGCUGGCUGCGGUCAUGAAGAGAAACAAGAAAAUGGUUGGAGGUUCAGGAAGAGCAUAA